CAUCAGCAAAUGACACCUGCGCCGGACAGGCAGCCUCGCGGCGCCGACGCUCUCCAGCCCUCAUCGUGUGGCGCCUGAGCGGCUCAGGAGCCAGUUGCGAUGGCGGCUGAGCAGGGCGCAAGCGUGCCGACGGACGAUGCUCCCGCCUCGGGUCCGGCGGCGUCGAGCGGCCCACGGCCCUUCUUCCGUGUGCGGCUGAUGAACAUCGACCACGUCCUGGUGCAUCCCGGCCCGCACGACCGAGCACAGUCGGCCUUCAACCCGCCAGGCGUGCCGCUGCGGCGCGUGCCCGUCGUGCGCAUCUUUGGCGCCACGCCGCAGGGGCAGCGCGUCUGCCUGCAUGUGCACGGCGUCUUCCCGUACUGCUAUGUCCAGUACCACGGCUCGCUGCAUCCCGAUGAGGUCUUGGCGCACAUUGCCCGGCUCGGCCGUGCGCUCAACGCCAGCCUGGCCGCGUCCCUGCGGCGCGACCUGUCCAACCCGCUCACUGCCACCUCGUACAUCGCCGCAAUCCACCUGGUGCAAGGCGUACCGUUCUAUGGGUACCACGUCGGCGCGCGCUACUUCCUCAAGAUCAGCUUCGUCGACCCGUCGCACAACUUCCGCCUUGCCACGAUCCUCCAGAGUGGGCGGAUGCUCGGCACCGUCUUCCAGCCCUUCGAGUGCCACAUCCGAUACCAGCUUCAGUUCAUGCUCGACCACAACGUCUACGGCUGCGACUACGUCGACCUCGAGCGCGCCUUCUUCCGCUCGCCCUUUCCAGAUACCCCUGAUACGCCUGGGGCUGCCGACGGCAUCUGGCAUGCCGGAAGCAUCCCAAGUCAGUUCGUUCAGCGCCCGAGCCCUGCCCGCGCAUCGUUCUGCACCCUCGAGGUCGACGCGCCCGCGGCUGCGAUCCUCAACCGGCGCCUUCUUCGACCACGCAACAUCCACUGCUCGAUACCCGAGCCAGCGCCGUCUACGAGCGAGAAUGCACAGCGGCUCGUGCCGUCCCUCACAGAGCUGUGGGAGGAGGAGCGGCAGCGGCGGACCCGUGCAGGCCUUCCUCCCAGCAUCCCGGUGCCCGACACUGCAGGCGAGGCGCGCCGCUAUGGGCCAGGCGGUGCGCCGCCAUGGAUGGCAGAGGAGCGUCUGCGUGCUGCGCUUCGAGAGCGGUGCGACGAAGACGAGCGCUACCGCCUCGAGCACAAGUACGAUGCGCGGAGCUACGAGGGCGGCAACGCCAACGACCGCUUCAUCGUGAGCGCUUUUGAGAGCGUAGAGCUCUUCCACGACGCCGCUGCGCCACAGGGCGCUUCAGACCCCCAGACGCAGGCACAGACGCAGCACAUGUCUGCUUCGCAGCACGCCGCAGCCAGCAUCUACGAUCUCGAGCACGCCCUGACGCAGCACCGAGCGCGGACGCACUCCGGCGACAAUUCGCAGAGCGCCGUCUCCGGCAGUCCAGCCUCUCCGCGGCUUCCUGGCAGCGCACCGGCGUCGCAGCACCUGCCCAGCGCCAGUCCGCUCUCAGAUGCAGAGGACCGCACGCUGGCGGCCGACGCCGACUUCUUCGCCUCACAGGCCUUCCAGGACGCGAUGCGCGACUUUGAGCUCGAGGGACAGCGCGAAGACGAGGCAGAUGAUGGCAGCGAUCCGGGCGAUGAUCCAGCGCUCGAUAAUGCCUUCGAUGCGGCAGCGCCACUGACGCCGCGUGCCUCACGGACCGUCGAUGCUCUCAAGCAGUCGACGCCCCGGCAGGCGUCACGCUUCGCUCCACCAGGCACGCCGCAGCACACGCCUACGAGCGCGCAGUCCACGCCGCGUCGGGGACCUCCGAGCGCACAGUCGACUCCGAGGGGCAAAGAGCCCAUGAUGCGAGUAGCGCUGUCCACGCCGCGCAAGCGACACAUCUCAGAUGUCUUCAUGGCUGCUUCACGCGAGGAGCACCCGCGCACUCCCACUCGCCAGCAGCGCACCGACGACGAGACGCCACCUCGCUCUGUUGCACGUAGCGCCGCGCGCGAGGCUGCACUUUCUGCUGCAGAGUCACCAGGCAGUGGAGCCGAGAAGCUGCGCGAGCUGCUCGAUGGCUCUGGUGCCGACUGGCGAGUCCUGCCGGAUAGCCAGGUGGCGGGCGCUGCUGCUCCGUCUCAGAGCGCAACGCGCCUGAACGCGAGCAAGAUCACAGCCGCAGACAUGGUCGAGCACACAGCUCGGCCGGCCACGCUGGGCACGACGCAACGAGUGCGCUUCGGGGCAGCGACGGCAGAAGCAUCGACAGUGCUACCGUCGGAGAGCGACAGCGGCCCAUCACGAUCGAAUCAGAGCGGCUCUACCCUGCCAGGCACUCCCCGCUCGGACGGUAGCGUCCGGCAGUGGCAGUACGCGCAGCCUGCUCCAAGCACCGCCGAGGUGCUCAACUCGUUCGGCUUCUUCGGCCUGCCGAACGUGGAGCACCAGGAUCCGUUCUACUCCGAUCCAGCAGACGUGCCCAAGGGCGCCCGGGAAUACGCAGGCCGUAGCUUCCGCUUCGUGAGCAAGACGCUGCGCUUCCUCCCGGCUUUCAAGCCUGGCAACCCCGAUGCAGAAGGCGCCAAUAAGGCUCCACAGAGGCCUGCUGGCGUGAAAGCCUGGACGGCGUCAGUGCCUCCGCCGACGCGCAAGUCGGUGCAGAAGUGGGCUCACAGGAAUCGAGGCGCGCCAGGAGAGAAACGCGCGCAGGCCAAGGUGCCGAGCACGAAGCCAAUGCCGACAGCUGCAAAGGCCACGCAGGCUGCCGACGCGGAGUUCAAGCUCAGUCAGCGCCAGCCGACGGUGCUCGUCGAGAAGGAGAAGCAGCACAUCACGGUCUUUGCGCUGGAGCUGCUUGUCUGCACACGGGGCGAUCUGAUGCCAGAUCCUGCCAAGGAUGCGAUCUCAGCCAUUGCGUUCAGCUUCCAAAAUGAAGACGACGGACUGGAGGACACCGGCUCGCGUCCGGGCCUUCGCACGGGUCUCUUGCUUCUGGACAAGCACGGCACGCUGCCGGAUCCUGCUCGCCUUGGCAUCGCCGGCCUGGACGUCGAGGUGCUGUCGACCGAGCUGGAGCUCUUCAACGCGCUGGUGGACCUCGUGCGCACGCUCGAUCCCGAGAUCCUCGUCGGCUGGGAGAUCCACAACAGCUCGUGGGGCUACGUGGUGGACCGCGCGAUGAAGGAGCUCAACUUCGACAUCAUUCCCGAGCUCGGGCGCGUCAAUUCGGGCUCGACCGGAGGCAAGGGCGACAAGUGGGGCUACACGCAAACGUCCGGCAUCAAAGUGACCGGCCGGCACAUGCUCAACAUCUGGCGCCUGAUGCGCGGCGAGCUCACGCUCAAUCAGUACUCCUUCGACAACGUCGUGUUCCACCUGCUGCGCCGCCGCACGCCUCGCUUUGCGCACGCGGUCAUCACGCAGUGGUACAGCUCGGGCGUGCCCGCACUGAUGAAGCGGGCGCUGGCGUACUGGGUCGACCGCACGGAGAUCGACCUCGAGGUCAUCGAGACGUCGGAGGUCGUAUUCCGCACGGCCGAGUUCGCGCGCAUCUACGGCGUCGACUUCUUCUCCGUCAUCAGCCGCGGCAGCCAGUUCAAGGUCGAGUCGGUCAUGUUCCGCAUCGCCAAGCCCGAGAGCUUCAUCCUGCUGUCGCCGAACCAGCAGCAGGUCGGCGAGCAGAACGCCGCCGAGGCGCUGCCGCUGGUCAUGGAGCCGCAGAGUGCCUUCUACAAGGGCCCGCUGCUGGUGCUCGACUUCACCUCGCUGUACCCGUCGCUGAUGAUCGCGUACAACCUGUGCUACUCGACGUGCCUCGGGCGCGUGUCCAAGUUCAGAGACUCGUGGAAGCUUGGCUUUACCGACUACGUGCCGCCUCGCGGGCUGCUCUCGCUGCUCGAGAAGGACUGCUUCGUCUCGCCCAAUGGCAUGCUCUUCGCCAAGCCGCACAUCCGGCGAAGCCUGCUCGCCAAGAUGCUCGGCGAGAUUCUCGAGACGCGCGUCAUGGUCAAGGGCUCGGUGAAGGGCAUGAAGGGCGAGAAGGCCUUCAAGCGCCUGCAGAAUGCGCGCCAGCUCUCGCUCAAGCUGCUCGCCAACGUCACGUACGGCUAUACCAGCGCGACCUUCUCGGGACGGAUGCCGUGCGUCGAGGUGGCCGACGCGAUCGUGCAGUACGGGCGUGAGACGCUCGAGCGCGCCAUCUCGCUCAUCCACGCCACGACGGAGUGGGGCGCGACGGUCGUCUACGGCGACACUGACAGCCUCUUCAUCUAUCUGCCUGGCCGGACGAAGGAGGACGCGUUCCGCAUCGGCCAGGCCAUGGCCGACGCCGUGACGGCCGACAACCCGGCGCCUGUCAAGCUCAAGUUCGAGAAGGUGUACCUGCCGAGUCUGCUGAUGGCGAAGAAGCGCUACGUGGGCUUCAUGUACGAGACCGAGGACCAGACGGAGCCCGCGUUUAACGCCAAGGGCAUCGAGACGGUGCGGCGCGACGGCUUCCCGGCGCAGCAGCGCAUGGUCGAAGCAUGCAUCCGCAUCCUCUUCCGCACGCAGGAUCUCUCGCUCGUCAAGUCGUACUGCCAGCGCCAGUGGCGCAAGAUCUUCGAGGGCCGCGUGCCGUUCUCCGACUUCAUCAUCGCCAAGGAGGUGCGCCUCGGCUCGUACAGUGAGAACGGCGUGCCACCGCCCGGAGCAGCGAUCGCAACGCGCCGCCUGCUGCUCGACCGGCGUAACGAGCCGCAGCACGCCGAGCGCGUGCCGUACAUCAUCAGCCAGGGCAUGCCGCGGGCGAAGCUCAACGACCAGGCAGUGACGCCGGAGCAGAUGCUCGAGAACUCUGCUCUGCGCAUCAACGCCCGCUACUACAUCGAGCGCGGCCUCAUUCCGCCGCUGUCGCGCAUCUUCAACCUCAUGGGCACGGACGUCAACGACUGGUACCGCGACAUGCCGCGGGCCGUCACGUCGGCGUGGGGCGGACGCUUCGCCGCCGACGACGUGGCCGAGACGCGAGCGGCCGCCUCGACGCGGCUCACGCUGGCCGACCACUAUCGCAGCGAGCACUGCCUGGUGUGCGGACGACGAACGGAGCUCGACAUCUGCCCCGACUGCCGGCAGGACCUGCCGACGACGACGGGCAUCGUCGCCUCGCGCCUGCACGGCCUCGAGCAGCGCAGCGAGGCCAUGGCGCGCAUCUGUGCCUCGUGCUCGAGCCUCGAGUCCGUCGAGGAUCCGCCGUGCGUGAGCAUCGACUGCCCCGUGCUGUACGAGAAGACGCGCGUGGCGCGCGAGUCGGCCACCGCGCGCAAGAUUCUCCACCAUGUCGUCGUUGCCAUCGAGCCCGACGAGGCGGUGCCGCCGAGCGAGGGCCGCCUGUGGGGCGCACUCGAGCAGCCAUAGCCGCGAGUGCCCUGGCACCUGAAUAAGAAUGCAAUCAACGUGCGGUGUUCCAGACGCUGGCCGAGAGCGAGGGACAUGCAG
Tilletiopsis washingtonensis is the source of this 5469-nucleotide messenger RNA. RefSeq lists its product as hypothetical. Gene Ontology annotation, cellular component: zeta DNA polymerase complex; nucleus. NCBI's taxonomy places the organism in Eukaryota, Fungi, Basidiomycota, Exobasidiomycetes, Entylomatales. The transcript is spliced from 11 exons. The record is from RefSeq and is a predicted model, not a curated record. Gene Ontology annotation, biological process: double-strand break repair via homologous recombination; error-prone translesion synthesis. Gene Ontology annotation, molecular function: DNA-directed DNA polymerase activity; DNA binding; nucleotide binding. The coding region runs from base 100 to 5388 and encodes 1762 amino acids.